Trichoplusia ni (cabbage looper) is the source of this 1030-nucleotide messenger RNA. RefSeq names its product seminal metalloprotease 1-like. The transcript is spliced from 6 exons. Gene Ontology annotation, molecular function: metalloendopeptidase activity; zinc ion binding. Lineage: Eukaryota; Metazoa; Arthropoda; Insecta; Lepidoptera; Noctuidae. Gene Ontology annotation, biological process: proteolysis. The coding region runs from base 29 to 925 and encodes 298 amino acids. The record is from RefSeq and is a predicted model, not a curated record.
UUCAUGCAUUAGAGUAACAGGGAUUACCAUGUUUCGUUCUGUAGUUUUAUUUGCGCUGUUGGGUUUGGCGGCCGCCGGCCCUGCUGUUGUCAGGAGCAGAAAGGAUAUCGAAUCCUUUAGGGAGUUUUUGGAUAGAGUGAGGAGUGGUAACGGCAACGCCGAUCGUUUCCUAUCAAGAAAGAAGGCAUUCCCGGUGGCCAACGACGAGGAACUCAGUGGCAGGUUUCAAGGAGACAUAGUUCUUGAUGAUGUGGACUACGAGGUGAUGCUUCAGGAGUAUUCCUUCGGACGGAGCGCGUACACUACUGCUUCCAUCACGACUUGGCCUGAUAAUACCGUUGUGUGGGAGUUUGGAGAUGGAGAAUUCAAUGAUGAACAGAAAGAGGCAAUCCGAGAAGGGAUCAGAGACAUCGAAGCACACACCUGUGUCAGAUUCCGUUAUCGUACUCCAGCAGACGCUGUUUACGCUAAACUUACUGGUGAGCCAAGCGGCUGUUACGCCAACGUUGGCUACAGGACAUCCCGCGGGGCACACAGCAUGAACCUCGCUCGGAACAACGUCGGCUCGGGCUGUUUCAGACACGCCACUAUCGUCCACGAGUGGAUGCACAUCCUCGGCUUCCUACACAUGCACGCCACUUACAAUAGAGACGAGUAUGUCAAUAUCCUCGAUGAGAACAUUCAGCCAGGAGCCGAACAUAAUUUCGUAGUGUACGGUCAGUCCAACGUGGAUAACUUAGGUGUGGAGUACGACUACGCCAGCUGCAUGCACUACGGUCCUUAUUCCUUCACCGGCAACGGGGAACCUACUAUCGUAGCACGAACGAGGUCCAACAGCGCCGACAUGGGUCAGCGUGUUUACGUCACGGACAAAGACUGGCUUCGCAUCAACAGACACUACAAUUGCCCAGGAGCAUGGGACUAACUGACCACAUUCUGAUAAUUCGUCGGCAAACUAAAUGUAUUAACGAACUUUCUUUAUAUUUUUAUACAAUAAUUUAUAAAAUAUACGCUUUAUUUUUCAUGAAAA